Messenger RNA from Loxodonta africana (African savanna elephant), 2442 nucleotides. It is a transcript of the gene APEH, whose product is annotated as acylaminoacyl-peptide hydrolase. Gene Ontology annotation, biological process: proteolysis. The transcript is spliced from 22 exons. NCBI's taxonomy places the organism in Eukaryota, Metazoa, Chordata, Mammalia, Proboscidea, Elephantidae. The coding region runs from base 68 to 2290 and encodes 740 amino acids. The record is from RefSeq and is a predicted model, not a curated record. Gene Ontology annotation, molecular function: serine-type endopeptidase activity.
CGCCCCUCUAAGUCGCACUUCCGGGUGCCUGCGCUCCCCGCCUGUCCCGGGCGGCCAAGUAGCAAUUAUGGAGCGGCAGGUGCUGCUGAACGAGCCCGAAGAGGCGGCGGCGCUGUACCGGGGCCUUAGCCGCCAGCCCGCGCUGAGCGCCGCCUGCCUGGGCCCGGAGGUCACCACGCAGUACGGGGGCCUCUACCGGACGGUGCACACUGAAUGGACCCAGAGGGACCUUGAACGUAUGGAGAACAUCCGAUUCUGCCGUCAGUAUCUGGUGUUCCACGACGGGGACUCAGUGGUGUUUGCAGGGCCUGCAGGCAGCAGCGUGGAGACCCGGGGGGAACUGCUGAGCAGAGAAUCUCCAUCAGGUGCCAUGAAAGCUGUGCUGCGUAAGGCUGGAGGCACAAGCCCUGGGGAAGAGAAGCAGUUCCUGGAAGUCUGGGAGAAGAACCGGAAGCUUAAGAGCUUCAACUUGUCAGCACUGGAGAAACAUGGGCCCGUGUACGAGGAUGACUGCUUUGGCUGCCUGUCCUGGUCGCACUCGGAGACACACUUAUUGUAUGUGGCAGAGAAGAAGCGCCCCAAGACUGAGUCCUUCUUUCAGACCAAAGCCUUGGACGUCAGUGCCAGUGAUGAUGAAAUGGCUAGGCUGAAGAAGCCAGACCAGGCCAUCAAGGGGGAUCAGUUUGUGUUUUAUGAAGACUGGGGAGAAAACAUGGUUUCCAAAAGCACCCCUGUGCUCUGUGUGCUGGAUGUUGAGAGUGGCAACAUCUCUGUGCUUGAGGGGGUUCCUGAAAAUGUGUCCCCUGGACAGGCAUUCUGGGCUCCUGGAGACACAGGUGUAGUGUUCGUGGGCUGGUGGCAUGAGCCCUUCCGACUGGGUGUCCGCUUCUGCACCAAUCGCAGGUCAGCCUUGUACUAUGUGGACCUCGCUGAGGGGAAGUGUGAACUCCUCUCGGAUGACUCCCUGGCUGUCUCUUCUCCCCGGCUGAGCCCAGACCAGUGUCGCAUUGUCUACCUUAAGUACCCAUCUCUGGUCCCCCAUCAUCAGUGUAGCCAGCUGUGCCUGUAUGACUGGUACACCAAGGUCACUUCAGUGGUGGUGGACAUCGUGCCUCGGCAGCUGGGAGAGGACUUCUCUGGGAUCUACUGUAGUCUGCUGCCUCUGGGAUGCUGGUCGGCUGACAGCCAGAGAGUGGUCUUUGACUCUGCUCAGCGCAGCCGGCAGGACCUGUUUGCUGUGGACACCCAGACGGGCAGUGUGACUUCCCUGACCGCUGGUGAGCAGGGCUGCAGGGGUAGGGGGGAGCCAGCUGGAAGCUGGAAACUUCUCACAAUUGACCUAGACCUCAUGGUGGCACAGUUCUCCACGCCCAGCCAGCCCCCAAGCCUGAAAGUUGGGUUCCUGCCUCCUGCGGGGAAGGAGAAGUCGGUGUUUUGGGUGCCCCUGGAGGAGGCCGAGCCCAUACCCGACAUCCAGUGGGGCAUCCGGGUGCUGCAGCCACCCCUGGAGCAAGAGAAUGUGCAGUAUGCUGGCCUUGACUUUGAAGCCAUCCUUCUACAGCCCAGUGACCCUCCAGAUAAGACCCAGGUCCCCAUGGUGGUCAUGCCCCAUGGGGGUCCCCAUUCAUCCUUUGUCGCUGCCUGGAUGCUGUUCCCAGCCUUGCUUUGCAAGAUGGGCUUUGCAGUGCUGCUAGUGAACUAUCGCGGCUCCACGGGCUUUGGCCAGGACAGUAUUCUCUCCCUCCCAGGCAACGUGGGCCAGCAGGAUGUGAAGGACGUCCAGUUUGCAGUAGAGCAGGUCCUCCAGGAGGAGCACUUCAGCGCAAGCCGUGUGGCCCUCAUGGGUGGUUCCCAUGGUGGCUUCCUCUCCUGUCACCUGAUUGGUCAGUACCCAGAGACCUACAGUGCCUGUGUGGCCCGGAACCCCGUGAUCAACAUUGCCUCUAUGAUGGGUUCUACCGACAUCCCUGACUGGUGUGUGGUGGAGGCUGGUUUCCCCUACAGCAGUGACUGCCUGCCAGACCUCAGUGUGUGGGCUGAGAUGCUAGACAAGUCACCCAUCAAAUAUGUCCCUCAGGUGAAGACUCCACUGCUUUUGAUGCUGGGCCAGGAGGACCGGCGUGUGCCCUUCAAGCAGGGCAUGGAGUAUUACCGUGCUCUCAAGGCCCGGAAAGUACCUGUUCGGCUCCUGCUCUAUCCCAAGAGCACCCACGGACUAUCAGAGGUGGAGGUGGAGUCGGACAGCUUCAUGAAUGCUGUGCUCUGGCUGCGCACACACUUGGGCAGUUGAAGCUCUGCCCCCCACAUGAGCGGGUCAGCCUGGUCACUCUUUGGGGGCCCCAAGGCCUCUCAGAGUAGCAAGAGGGUUCCCCUGCUCUGGACUCCAUGGAUAGGUGGACAGAGGAGUGUGGGCUCUAUGGUCAUAAUAAAUGAGGACAUGGA